This is a messenger RNA of Drosophila teissieri, 733 nucleotides long. RefSeq names its product RING-box protein 1A (gene Roc1a). Gene Ontology annotation, biological process: protein ubiquitination; ubiquitin-dependent protein catabolic process. Gene Ontology annotation, cellular component: cullin-RING ubiquitin ligase complex; nucleus. Gene Ontology annotation, molecular function: zinc ion binding; ubiquitin protein ligase activity; cullin family protein binding. The coding region runs from base 129 to 455 and encodes 108 amino acids. Lineage: Eukaryota; Metazoa; Arthropoda; Insecta; Diptera; Drosophilidae. The record is from RefSeq and is a predicted model, not a curated record. The transcript is spliced from 3 exons.
GCGUCGCACAUUGCCGAUAAGUUUGCUAUCGAAACGGAACGGAACAGCAAAAACCAACAUUAAUUGCGGAAAAUUGCACGAAACGGCGUUGCGAGCUAUUUGUCAGGACAAAUCGCGAUAUAUCCAACAUGGAGGUCGACGAGGAAGAGUUCGAGGUGCCCUCCAGCAGCAGCAGGGGCGAGAAGAAGCGCUUUGAGGUGAAGAAGUGGAACGCCGUGGCUUUGUGGGCCUGGGACAUCGUGGUGGACAACUGCGCCAUCUGCCGCAACCACAUCAUGGACCUGUGCAUCGAGUGCCAGGCGAACCAGGCUUCCGCCACCAGCGAGGAGUGCACCGUGGCCUGGGGCGUCUGCAACCACGCCUUCCAUUUCCACUGCAUCUCACGCUGGCUAAAGACGCGCCAGGUCUGCCCGCUGGACAACCGCGAGUGGGAUUUCCAGAAGUACGGACACUGAAAACUCCGAAACCCCCAAGAAGCCGCACCAGAUGGGGCAGCACAAUAGAUUCCUCACGCCCAGCAUACCCUUGCCAUCCGGCAAGUCUGAUGACAGCCUGCUUCAUCUGGACACUCAAACCUUUGUAAUACCUUUUUAGAUCUUAAGCUAGUGGGGCAAGUCGCGUGAACUGGUAACUUGUAACCUUCUGUGCCGCAGUUACCGUUUCCCGCGAUUCCCCGGGAAGCACACCUUUUUGUAACGCGUGAAAUAAAAGCUGUAGCAGAUGGAGAAGACUA